GAAGUAAAGAAACCUCAUACCUCACCCAAACAAAAAGUCGUUUGGAGUUCGUGGAAAGAAGUUGAAUAAUUUAAGUUAAAUUCUUGACCACGAUGGAUCGGGAGGCGGAACACCUGCCUGAGUACAAGAGGAUGCAUCAUCUGACUUAUCGGAGGAAUUGUCGCGUGGUGACUGUCGUUUGGGCGAUCUUCUCCGCCUGUUUUGUGAUCCUCAAUGCUGUGGCAUUCAUUCAACCCCAGUGGCUAGGGGAUACGGAGACAUCCCCAGGGGUGGGGUUUUUCGGUCUAUAUGAAUACUGUGAACGCCUUCAGGUGGGAGGAGAAUAUAGCUGUCGGGGAGAUUUCUUAGACUUUACAUCCGUCACUAACGAUUCCUUCCGUGCUGCCAGCAUGCUAGUUGGUCUAUGUAACCUGUUGUUUAUUUUUUCUGUCGUCUGCCUGCUUUUGUUCUGCUUCUUGAAAGCAGCCACGGUUUUGAGAAUUUGUGGAGUUCUACAGGCGAUUGGAUGUGUGUGCAUGGCUUUGGGAUGCAUUAUUUACCCUAAUGGCUGGGAUGAUGCGAUGGUUCUAAGGACGUGCGGUAAGGAUGCUGGGAAGUAUCGAGUCGGACAGUGUCAGGUCCGCUGGGCGUUUAUCCUCUCUAUAGUACUGGUCUUUGAUGCCAUUGUUCUCGCUGCUCUGGCGUUCAUCAUGGCUGCCAAACAGGCAAACCUCCUACAGAAAUCUGAGUACCGCAAACAAAAAUAUUUAAAGUAAAAAAAAAUUAUCUAGAAAAAGCUUCAUUUACAAAUGGAGGUUUCACUGAUAUAACACCUGCUGAGGAGAAACCUGUGAUUACAGAGACAGUCAUUGCAGACCAGGGGUCAGAGGUCGUUGAUGACAUCAGACUGUAGGGGGCGGAGGACAUUGUUAACAAUGGUUAAAAAUUAUCACAAACUUAAAUAUCAUCAUAGUCUUAGAGCAAAUUAAUUAAAAGAAGACAAUAAUUAUUUGGGUUUUUUCUUCAAAAUACAUGAGUAUACAUCUUAGGGGAAAAGUCAAGCAGCACACCAUCUUGUUUUCUUCUAUGUAUUUAUGUGAUGGAAGAUUUUACACAAUUCUUGACAUACAAUUUUUAUUCUUAGUCUAUUGAUACAUUCUAAAUGACAUGAUGAGCAUUAACCAUGUUAACAUAUAUGUAUAAUACUUUAAAAUCAUUGUAGUGUAUAAUUAAUUUUUGUUUUGAAUGUUUUCCUCUAAACCCUACAUGAAAUUGAAGAUAUCACUACCACCUUUUAGUAGUCGGGUAAAUUGUAUUUUUAAUUUAUUGAAACCAAAGAGAUUAUUUUCUUUUCAAGAAAGCAAGAAUUUUCAAACAAAAUUUGCUAUGUGUUGAUCUGUUGAAAUUUUACGUGAUCUAGAUUGAUUGUAAGUAAUCGUGGCAAAAUCCUUAAAAAACAACUGUUUUUUGAUGCAUUGUCAUUCAAAUCAUUUCUAUACAUUAAGACUGAAUUGAAACUGUACAAUGAUUAAAAGCUUAUUUGAUUUAAAAAUUUGUAUUUUGGUUUGUACACAUCAUAUUUUCCACAUAAUCAUAUCAUUCACUGUAAUGUGUAAAUAAUUCUUUUAUGGUUUAAUCGUAUUUUAUUAGCAUAUAAUUUUCAUUCAGUUUAUUUAUUUUCAUUUAAAAAAAAGAGGAAAAGAAAAAGAUGUUUGCUUUUUUUCUUAGAUUUAAUUUUUUUCAGUCCGAGAAAAUAUCCACAUUCCAAACUUCUUUAAAACUACUACUUGAAGCAUGCAUAAUACAUGUUAUUUUUGUAGCAAAUAAGUUUUAAAAAUUUUGAUUUAAAAUUUUGCAGGUUGUGACUUGUUUUACCAUACAAUUGUUUGUGUGUAGAUUAUAUAUUGCUUUUCUUAGCCUUUUCAUUAUAAUUUUGUUGUAAAGAUGUAUUUGUAAAAUUACUUCAUUUGGCAGAUUGAAACUGCUGUUUGGUAUGAAUAUUGAUAUAUUAUUAAAUGUAUUUUUUGUUUGGAAAAUAGAAUAUAUUUUCACA
Molecule: messenger RNA, 2032 nt
Organism: Saccostrea echinata
Lineage: Eukaryota; Metazoa; Mollusca; Bivalvia; Ostreida; Ostreidae
Product: LHFPL tetraspan subfamily member 3 protein-like
Exons: 4
Coding region: 93-755 (220 amino acids)
Biological process (GO): sensory perception of sound
Cellular component (GO): plasma membrane
Source: RefSeq, a predicted model, not a curated record